AAUAUAAAAGUUUAGGGUGAUUGCAUUUAGGUCCAACAAGAGUACAAGACCCAAGACAAGAGCAUAUAUGCACCCACCGCCUUCGCUCUCAAACAUAACAGAAUUCUAGUGAAGUGGACGCGAAGAAACGAAGCUUCCAAUCUUCAUAACAUAUAUCUCAACCAUCCAAUCCUAGUGCAAGUGUGAUGGUGGUGAGAAAGGCAGAGAUAGACACAAGGGCGCCAUUCCGCUCCGUCAAAGAGGCUGUCUCGUUGUUUGGUGACAAAGUUUUGGCCGGCCAGGUUUAUGCAACUGCCAAUAACCUCAAAAAGAUGCAGAGUGGAGAAACUGAAAAUGGCGUUGAGUAUUCGAGAAUAGGAAACGUAGAAGCUGAGCUAGAGGAGACGCGGGAAAACCUGGAGAGGGCGAAGGAAGAAAGCAUGGUGAUGGCGCAUUGUCUGUCUUCUCUGCAGGAAGAGCUUGAACGAACAAAGCAAGAGCUCCAACAGCUGAAGCAACGGGAAACGGAGAAAGACGCGGUGGAGUCGGAAAUCGAGGACGUGAAGUUUGUGGAGAACUUAACCACGUUCCAAGGGAAAAGCUCGAGACUCGAGGAUGAAAAGAUGGAUUACUUCCAAAAGAAAAGGUACGUGACGUUCGCGAAAUCGCCGUCUGUGUCUCAUCAGGUGAUGCUGCCGCAACACGGGGUUGAAAAGUUGGAAAGGCACCCUUCUCUCAGGAACAAGAAGAAGAACAAGUCCUUCAUUCCCUUCAUCGGAGCCAUUUUCUCAAGGAAAAAGGCUACCCAAUAAUUUCCAUCACUCCUGCUAAGUAACCUGCUUACAACUACAGUAAUUAAUUACUACAAUAAUUCCCAGCAUUUUGUUUUAGAGUUUCUUUUUUUUUUUUUUUUU
Molecule: messenger RNA, 893 nt
Organism: Cajanus cajan (pigeon pea)
Lineage: Eukaryota; Viridiplantae; Streptophyta; Magnoliopsida; Fabales; Fabaceae
Product: WEB family protein (DUF827)
Biological process (GO): chloroplast avoidance movement; chloroplast accumulation movement
Cellular component (GO): cytosol
Source: RefSeq, a predicted model, not a curated record